This is a messenger RNA of Heterobilharzia americana, 2973 nucleotides long. The record is from the annotation of a GenBank genome assembly. NCBI's taxonomy places the organism in Eukaryota, Metazoa, Platyhelminthes, Trematoda, Strigeidida, Schistosomatidae.
AUGUCUGAAUUAGAAGAAAUUCUCCGUUCAAGAGAAAGAACAGCCAAUCAAGCUGCAGAAGAUUGGCAAAGAGAUUAUCAACGUUUAGUUGAAUCGAGAAAAAGCUUGCAAUCAAAGCUGGACAAUUCAAAUAUCGUGAUCAGUGAACUUCGAACAUUAUUAGCUGAAUCACAAACAUGUAUAAAAGGAUUGGAAUCUGAGUUGAAUGAAACACUAACAACACGUCAAGAAGCUGAAGCACGUUUAUCAGCAAUACACAGUAUAUUAAGACGUUUAAUUGGUUUUCGUCAAUCACAAUAUACUAGUCAAUUACAAAGUUUAAGUAAACAACAACAAUUACAACAAAUGAGUGGUAAUUUUGACUCUAGUUUAACUGAACAAAUUGAUGAGUUGGAUAAAUCACAUGAUGUUCAUUCACAUUGGGAUUUUGAUGGUUAUCCAAAGAAUAAUAAUUCAGGAAUAGAUUUACUUGAACAACAAUUAGAUGGUUUCAGUGAUCCAGACACUAGAAGGUUAAAAAGGAUGGUUGAACAUGUAUUAAAUGGUCAACAAGAAAUAAAACCUGAUGUUGUAUAUACAUUUAGAAGUGAACAAAUGCCUAAACCACGUGCACGUGGUCGACGUCGAUUUGAAGCUUAUGCACAAUCAGAUCCAGAAUAUGAAUCAGUAGGAUCAAGAAGACGGGCUAAAUCAGUAUCCCCUAAACGAGCUACCAAGCAUGAUGGAUUCAUUCUACGUUCAACAUCCACUGAAAGAGCUAAUCAACAAAAGUUAAUUAAAAGUGCAUUGUAUUCACAUGAUGAAAAUGUAGCUGUGUUGGAUACAAAUUGUAUUACACAUCUUUCUGAUUGGUCUUCCAGAUGGUUAGAUACACUACGUUAUCAUAUGAAUGGUUAUAGAACACAUGCUUUACCAGGUUCUAAUUUAGAUCCAGGUGCUGUACGUUUAGCACUACGACGAUUUUUACGUCAUCUUGUUAAAAUUGAACGUGAACGAGAUGAUUUUGAUAUAAGAACAAGAUUAAAUGAAGAAAAGAUUGUCGAAUAUAGUCGACAAUUAAAUGAACGAGAAGAACAACUUAAUCAAAUGAGGACAAAUAUUAAUGAUAUGGAAAAGGGAAAAUUGGAAAUUUUGGAACAACUAAAUAAAAUGAAAAAUACAAUUACAGAACAUGAAAAUGAAAUGUCUAAACGAGAAUAUCAAUACACUACAUUACAUGAUCAAAUUAAAAGUUUAGAACUACAAUUAAGUUCAUGUGAAGCAGAAAAAAAUCAAAUACAGACACGUUUUGAUAAAUCAAGAGCCACUGAAAUGAAAUUAGAAGAGGAUAGACGAGAAUUGUUACGUUCACUAGAAGAGGCAGAAACACGCUAUACACAGGCUGAAAUUAUUCGACGCCAACUAGAAGGUGAACUUCAACGAUGUCAAACUAUGCUAGGUGAAUUGGAAAGUGAUAAAGAGAAUUUACAAUCUCGAUUAAAUUUGACCGGGCGACAGGGUACAGAAAUGGAAAUGAAAAUUUAUAAUCUUCAAAUUGAGUUAGAAAGAGCUACAAAUGCUUUAGAUCAAACUACUCUAUGUAUAUCUGAAUUACGAGAUCAAUUGGCACGUGAAAAAAUGGCAUACACAAAUUUACAACAAGAAUUAACCAAAACACAGGAACAUAUGGAAGCCCUACAAAAACGUGAAUUGAAUGCAGAACAAGAAAAGCGUUUACUACAGGAACGUUUGGACAAUAGUAGGAGCCUAUUGAAUGAUACCAAGGUUCAAUUACAUGAAAUGAUGGAACGUGUACAGAAAUUACAAACUGAAACAUCAGAUGCCGCUGUUAAACGCAGUGAAGUUGAAACACAAUUAAGGCAAUUAGAAAAAUUAUCUACAGAAUGCCAACAUACUAACACUGAGUUACAACUGAAGUUGAAUAGUAUACAAGCUGAAAACGUUAAUUUAACAGAGAAAAACGCCAAUUUACUGAGAAGUAUGAAUGAUGUAGGAAUACAAAAACAUGAAAUAGAUUGUGAAUUAAAUAGAGUGAAGAAGGAACAAGUUCAGUGGAAGAAAAUGGCAGAAAAAAUGGAAAGAGAAUGUGCAAGAGAGCAAGAACUAAAUACCACAUUACGUAAUGAGAAUUCAGAAUUGAUGAGAACUAUUCGUGGACUAGAAGAAGAAACAUUAAAUCUACGACGUGAAAUACAAAAGCUUCAAGUACAUAUGGCACAACAGGAUGAACAGUUUGCAGCUCAACUAGUAGAGGUUAACACAAAGCAACGUCAAGAAUUAGAAACCGAACUGGAUCGUCAAAGAAAUGCUUUAAAUGAUGCACAGAAGACACUACAGCUUAAAGAAAGAAGCUACAAACAACGCGUACGCGGACUUGAGGAUCAGAUUCAGCAACUUAAAGAUCAACUCAACCAUGAAGCAAGUAAACGCCAGUUACUUUACUUAAAGACUCCAUGUUCUAUUAAUCAAAGUCAACCAAGUUUAACAAAUUACGGAAGUUCGGUGACCCCAACCGGAUGUGAUUUGGCUGAUAUCAAGUCUGUUGUAGACUGUAAUCCUCAACAGGAUUCAUUUUUAGUGGGACUAUACAAACCAACUAUUGCACCCUCACGAUAUGACCCAUACUACUACCAAGUAACAGGUUCGAUACCUGCUCGACUCAAUCGAUCCCCAGGAUCAAAUCUAUCGGUAAAACCAAGAAGAUCAUUCAUUGAACCAAGAUCCUAUCACUCGACAACAAAAAUUAACCAUAUAAAUCCCUCAAUUCGAUAUCAAAACGAUGGAAGAAACAAACAAGGUCCUGAAGAAACCGGUAUAUCAAAUACAGUCGUAAGUCCAUUAGAACAAUCCUCUUUGCCACGGACACCAAUCGCUGCCAGUCGCACUACAUGGCGUGAGUCAAGAGACAGCUCGGCUACACUAAAUCGUAGUACAAGUGACUCUACAAUACGUCGACGAGAACCUCAACCAUAA